AUGAUCUUUAGUAUGGCUGGGACAUUGGAUACAGCAAGAGAAGUAGCUCUGAUUCCCAAUGCACAGGCAUUUGAAGACCUCUUAUGUGAUCUGGAUGUGUGGGCAAGCGCUCCCGAUGAGCAGCACAGGAUGCUUUAUGAGCAUUUCUAUGAGCUUAUCACAGAUCAUCAACGAGAAAAUCUUGUCAUUGUACGGCGAUCACCACUGUUGUCUCGAGUGCUAUUCGUUCUGUUUGAUCGACCACACUUAUUGUGGGCAACAAACGAAAUCGUCUUCAACCUGCUUUCGGCGAUUGUACAGCCUCAAUCCGACAACCGAAGUAUGCUGAAAUUGGGACAAGCUAUAGCUGCUACUUUGCCUACCACAGCCGAAGACCUUGCAGUGGAGUCCAAGCUGCCUUUCCACAUCUCAGAAUUGCAAAUCCAGCUGAUUGCGAAUCAAAAGCCCCAUGAAGGCAAACCUAGCGUCUUAUACAACGUGUACGUAAGAAACCGUCUGCUGAACAUGAUCGCGAAUUUCUUAUCUCAUUCUAGUCCACAAUUGAAUCAACAUAUGGCAGAUCAAAUAGUGCGUGUUUUGGGAUUUGAUUGGAUCUACUGCCUCCUUUCUCCUGAAAUCCACUCUGGGACAGUAUUCUUGGCUCUGAGGAUUCUUCUCGCGUUGUUGGCACAUCCUCCAUUACUCGUGAAGUUCCGUGAAGGAACUGCGAACGGUGGCUGGCUCACUGAUGCGGAUUCUGUAGUGAGGAAUAGAGCGGCCGUAAGUAUUCUAUUCACUUGUGCUGCUUGUGGGCAAGGUCAGUGGAUGCCAGAUAUGGUGUAGAC
Molecule: messenger RNA, 824 nt
Organism: Cylicostephanus goldi
Lineage: Eukaryota; Metazoa; Nematoda; Chromadorea; Rhabditida; Strongylidae
Source: the annotation of a GenBank genome assembly